UUAACAACUUCUCUACCUUAAAAUCAAAGCAAUAAUCUUUAAUCACACCGUGAUCACAAAUUAAAAAAUGGUUAAGCUAACGAUAAUCGGAAGGAUUAGAGAUGGCAUGCCAUUGACACAAGGUCUAAGGUAUGUUAAUGAAGAUUACAACAACAUUCCAUUUUACAAGCAACAUGCUGAAUUCAUCCUCAAAGAAAUCUCAAGAGGUUCUUUAGCUCUUAAUCCAAAGAUGACUAUACGCCUUGAUCAUCAACAUUCUUUCAAUUGUUUGGUCGAUAGUGGUGUUUGCUUCAUCACAUUAUGUGAUUCUUCAUAUCCGAGAACACUAGCUUUUCAUUACCUUGAGGAUUUGAGGCAUGAGUUGGAGAAAUUUCAAGGUGAUCAACUUGUUGAGAAUAUUACAAGACCGUAUAGUUUUGUAAAAUUUGACAGUGUAAUAAGCAGCAUUAGAAAGCAAUAUGUGGACACAAGAACACAAGCUAAUAUAAAGAAGUUACAUGCAAAUUCUGGGCAAGAAUUAAAUAUCAUAGUAGAAAGCUUGUCUACGGUUGUAAAAAACAGAAAGCAAUUAGAUUAUAGGGAGAAAGUUGUCAUGGCUCCUCAAGCUGUUUCACCUAUGUGGAGUUCUCGACGUCUUAAGAUCAUUGCAUUGAAAUGGACGCCAAUUGGAAUUGCAAUCACUGUCGUGGUCACUCUUCUAUUGUGGGCUUCCUUGGUCAUGGCAAAUUACGUGGCUUUGUGCUCGUGACAUAAUGUCGUAGAAGGCCCAAUACACUUUUGUCAUUUUUUGAAACUUUGAUUUCUACAAAAUACUUUAUAUGGGUUGUUUGGUUCAUUAUUUUUGAGUUUUAAGAAACAUAAUCAAUUAUCGAUUCCCUUUCGUCUUGCUUGGUUCAACCCCACAUCAAUCCCUUACCAUUACUUGAUGGUAAUGACUACCCUUCAUUUCCAUUACUUGACUUGGACCAAACACUCAAUAAAGGCAACUAUUUUCGUUACCUUUCUCCUCCUCUAUUUGUAUCCAUUCCCUUUCCAUUUCAUAUGUUGAACCAAACGACCCUUUAGUCUGCUCUACAUUUAUUCCCAGUUACACAAGUGGUUUCAAGGAAACUAUAGCAUAAUGUAAACAGUUCUUCAGAUAGUGAAAAUGUAAGACUUUUGGGACUUACAAGAUCUCUACAAAAUAGCCAAAAACUUGCAUAGAAUUCUUAAGACUGCAAAAAUAAAAUGAGUGUAAUACUUGAUCAUGGUCAUACUGUUGGAUACCGUAAACUACUAAGUUAUAUGGAUUCUUGAGUGAAGCAUUCAAGGGAGAUCGAAGCGACACUUAAAUGUGAAAGAAGAAUCCAUACUACUUGUUUUGUGUGAAGAGAUGCUAACUUAUCUUUCAUGUCUUUGAUUCAGCUCUUAGAUAUGAAACAUAUUAGCAAGUACAUUGCUAUGAACCAUUCAAUGGAGAUCGAAGUGCCACUUAAAUGUGAAACAAGAAUUCUCUGUACUGUUGUUGUGCACCUUCACCAUAGACGCUAAAUUCUCUUUCAUGUCUUCAUUUCCG
This is a messenger RNA of Beta vulgaris subsp. vulgaris (sugar beet), 1555 nucleotides long. RefSeq names its product 25.3 kDa vesicle transport protein SEC22-1. The transcript is spliced from 5 exons. NCBI's taxonomy places the organism in Eukaryota, Viridiplantae, Streptophyta, Magnoliopsida, Caryophyllales, Amaranthaceae. Gene Ontology annotation, molecular function: SNAP receptor activity. Gene Ontology annotation, cellular component: Golgi membrane; SNARE complex; ER to Golgi transport vesicle membrane. The coding region runs from base 68 to 748 and encodes 226 amino acids. Gene Ontology annotation, biological process: vesicle fusion with Golgi apparatus; endoplasmic reticulum to Golgi vesicle-mediated transport; retrograde vesicle-mediated transport, Golgi to endoplasmic reticulum. The record is from RefSeq and is a predicted model, not a curated record.